Cylicocyclus nassatus is the source of this 2284-nucleotide messenger RNA. The record is from the annotation of a GenBank genome assembly. NCBI's taxonomy places the organism in Eukaryota, Metazoa, Nematoda, Chromadorea, Rhabditida, Strongylidae.
AUGGUCCUUCGCAUCAGGUCAGAGCUCAUUGACGCUUCAACAGUGAGCAUUUGUGAUCUGCGCGUUCAUCCGGUUGCAUUUUGCGUUCUCUGGCGCUGGCGAGGCGUGCGGCUCCGGCCCAUCGUCAUCGCAAGUCUCGAUCUCUCGUGUCCUACGCGUUUCGGCUUUGCUGCUGCUAUUGGUGGUAUUCCUAGUGUACCAAUUGGUAUUGUAGGACAGAACUUCGAGAUGAUGAUGACGAAUGCAGCCGACGAACUGGCCUCAUCGCUUCGUUGUGCCGAGUUCCUAGCCGACUCGCCGAGCACAUCGACACUUUUGCACCAUCAUCAACAUCAACAGACAAGAGUGGGACCGAUCACGACGAAUAACGUGAACCAGAGAAGAUUGAGCAGUCAUGGCCAGCCGGGUGUGAUAUCCCGCAAACGGCCUUCUACUGUUGAUCUCCGCCUGAACACUGCGCAACACCCUUCGGUGCCGAGCUGUCACGAUCGCUCCAUCCAUUUCGAUGAACGCGUUCUGGAAAAUUUGCUCAUCGCUGAGGAAAACCUCAAAUCGAACCAUCUCUACUUCACAGCAGUCCAGGAACACAUCGAACCAAUCCACCGUGAACAAGCAGUGGAAUGGAUCUACGAUGUGGCAAAGGAAGAGAAGUGUGAUGCGGACGUAUUUCCGUUGGCGGUGUCUCUCAUUGAUCGUUUCCUCUCCCUGCAGAAUAUAUUUCGGCAAGACAUUCAGGUCUUGGCUGGCGUAUGUUUAUUUAUUGCUAGCAAGGUGAAGGCACCGCAACCAAUGAAUGCGGCACGUGUAUCGUACUAUACCGCGGAUAGCGUGAAGGUUCAUGAUGUUUUGAGCUGGGAAUUGUUAGUUCUGGCUCAUUUGAACUGGGAGAUUACCUCACCCACCGGCUUCGACUUCUUCGACCAUCUGUCAGCCCGACUACCCUCUUUGCAAACCUUGCGACCAGCGUUCACCUCGAUUCUGCAUAAAAUUCAACGCUGUCACAAACUGGCUACGCUGUUCCCGUCAAUCCAGUGCUGCUUAGCUUUGAUGUUUGCUGCUGAAAGAUAUGCUGAUGCAAGACUACGAGCUGAUACGGAGAAUAUCAUCGGAAGCACUUUCCAUCUGCAAAUGGAUCUUCUACGAUCCUACAUAUCGAUGAUGGAGCGAGUUGUCAACGAUCACGGAAUGUGCUCUACUCAUCAACAUUCGUCUGCCCCAACAGAAGCGGAACUUCUGGCGCAUUCGCCAGGAGGCCAGUGCGGGUCACCCUCACUGGGCACCCCACACAACGACUCCGGGUUUUGUUCUGGAGUAAGCUCACCAGAAUCCUGUGGCAAGAAGGAACUCGAAUGCUCUCCGCCAAAGAUGGCCAGGAUCGCCUGAAGUACCCUUCUUUGCCGGUAAUUUCGAGAAUAUUCGAAGUUAUUGAUGACCUCGCUUGUCAAACCCUAUACAGUUUUCUUUUCAUCAUGUAUUCCUAUUCAUAUCCUCUAGACUAAUAACUUUGUUAUUACCCCGAAACUUUUCACUACUGAAGUUUUUUUCAAACAUUACGGACGAGUAAUUGCCAACGUUCCUCCUUAGCAGUUUCUCUCUUUCGAAUUCUUAACUUAUCUGGGGGGCCUUUUUUAACUAAAGGCCUAACGCGGGUGUUUUUCAUUUUCUUAGCAUGUUUUCAUGCAAAAAGUUCGCAUUUCUCAUUCAUUUUAGCAAUUACCGCAAUUUCUGAGUAGCUUGCUGCUCUACUUUUGGCAGCCACUCCACACUUUUGAAGUAAAUUGUCACAUUUUUAACUAGGUACAUGUUUCUGCUACUCGAAAAUUACUCGAAAACUUCCACAAAAAAAGUUCACUGCCCGCAAAUUCUCUUAUGAUUGUGGACCUGAAGUUUUGUUUGUAUGUAUCGAGAGGUGUUGUCUUCUUUCCCUCAUUCCGGUGUGUUCCAUCUAUUCUACAUUUUCUCAUUCAUUCAUUUCUUGCUGUUUUCAACACCAAAUAACGUAGAAUAUUGGUUUCUUACAUUGAUGUUCUUUCUUUUGAAUGUUCAAUCAUUCAAUUUUUCAUUGCUUUGCCGCUGUGUCGUCGGUUGUGCAUCGCUCGGAUUUACACGGACGUGCGUUUAUACUUCAUUUGCUCAUUGCCUACUUUUCUCUGCCGUCGACGUUGGAAAUCAUAGAGCGAUGUCACGGCCAUACGAGUAGCUUGUGAUUAGUCAAAGAUUUUUCUGUCUUGUGUUUGUGUGUUUUCUUAUCCAUUUCCUUGCAUUUUGCGCAUUUCGUUGUCUU